AUGCUACUAACGACAGUCGUGCCAAUAAUACCUGAGUACCUAUUACGGAUAUCUCAUCCUAAUAGCACAGAUCUACUACUCUACAAUAAACCAAGCAACGAGCGCAUGAUUGGAAAGAGACAGAUUGUCUGGGAUGACGAUGCUUGGGACGUGCCGUUGUCGGAGAGCUCUGGAGCAAAUAUCCCAUGGAAUGGAAAUCCACUUGAUACUCGAAAAAAUACAGAAGAGGUCCGCAAAAUAGAGAAAUCAAAGCCAAAUGGCUUAAAGGGGAAGGUUACGGAAAAUACUGAACGACCAUGCACGCGAUCUACAGUUGUGCCCCAAGUUGCUUCAUCAGAUAGUCAAAAAGAAAGACAUGAUAUUCUGGCCACAGAAAACGUUCUAGUGGGGUUGAUGUUCGGAUCAAAAGCCCUCGUUCAACUCGUUGCGAACCCAUGGAUAGGACCCCUGACAAAUAAGAUUGGCUACACACUUCCAAUGUUUGCGGGAUUCGUAAUAAUGUUCUUGUCGACCAUAAUGUUUGCAUUUGGAUCUUCAUAUGGUACACUGUGGUUUGCUAGGGCAAUGCAAGGUAUUGGAUCUGCGUGUACCAGCACUUCUGGAAUGGGAAUGUUAGCUCAAGCUUAUACAGAUGAUAUGGAAAGAGGUAGUGCAAUGGGAAUCGCGUUAGGAGGAUUAGCACUAGGAGUCCUCGUUGGACCACCUUACGGCGGCGUUCUAUAUGAAUGGGGAGGAAAAGAGCUGCCUUUCAUUCUGCUUGCUCUCCUGGCUCUCUUCGAUGGAUCGUUGCAGUUCAUUGUACUUCAACCAAAAAUAGAUCGUGGUGAACCGGAGGGAUCAACAAUUAGACAACUGACUAAAGAUCCCUAUAUAAUUGUUGCGGCAGGAGCGAUUACGAUUGGUAAUCUCGGAAUAGCAAUGCUAGAACCGUCCCUGCCAUUAUGGAUGAUGGAAACAUGGGAGGCUGGAUCUCUGGAAAGGGGCGCUGCAUUCCUUCCGGCCUCAAUUUCCUAUUUAGUUGGAACUAAUGUAUUCGGGCCACUUGCUCACAAAAUAGGACGGUGGCUUUCCGCUCUAAUCGGUCUUCUCGUCAUAGGAUUCUGUCUUUUGUCAAUACCUUCAGCAUCAUCAAUCAGUGGGCUAGUCUUUCCCCUUUUAUUCAUGGGAUUCAGUAUCGGAAUGAUUGAUGCGUCAAUGUUCCCCCUGAUGGGAAGUUUGGUGGAUUUGCGACAUGUUGGAGUCUACGGCUCGAUCUAUGCCAUUGCCGACGCCGCCUUCUGCUUUGCUUUUGCACUCGGCCCAUUCUUUUCGGGACCGCUGGUUAAGUCGGUUGGAUUUUCAACAAUGAUGUAUCUGAUUGCUAUCAUCAAUUUCGCGUACGCGCCACUAAUGUUCCUUCUUCGUAACCCUCCACCCAUAAAUCGGGAUAACAUUUCGCAUACGGUGCAGUACGGUACAGACAAUAUUUCGAAAAAUGAAACGUACGAAGUCCAUCAUAUGGAUAAAUAUCAUUGA
Angiostrongylus costaricensis is the source of this 1515-nucleotide messenger RNA. The record is from the annotation of a GenBank genome assembly. Lineage: Eukaryota; Metazoa; Nematoda; Chromadorea; Rhabditida; Metastrongylidae.